CCGUGCUGUGACGGCGGAGGGGUGAAACACAGGAAGUGCACGCGCAUAAGCAGAGUGUGCAGUAAAUAUCACAGAAUAAAUACUGUUAGGGAUAUUUAUUCAUAUUUGUUGGGGGAAAAUGCCACUUCUGACUCAAAACAAACGAAUCGACCGUGUAAUAUCAACAACUGAACUAUUCUCGAAGUAUUCCCAUUUAAAGGAAAAUGCCAAAACAUUUCGCUCCAGACCCAUUGUGACAGUGGAUCCAAAGUGCCUGCUUUAUGUCCAACAGCGGGAAUUUGCAGCCACAAUCCCAGCAGACGGCUCCGUUUCAGUUAUUGGCUCUGAAGACGCAACAACGUGUCACUUAAUAGUUCUACGCCAUACAGGAAGCGGAGCGACUUGUCUGGCUCACCUUGAUGGCUCGAGCACACGGACUGAAGUCCCUCUCUUGGUUAAUGCGGUCAUGGCAUUAAGCAACCCAGUGAAAGCAGGCAGGUUAGAGCUUCAUCUCAUUGGGGGGUUUGAUGAUGACAAUAAGACGUCACAUAACCUCAGCCGGGAGAUUUUGGUGGCGUUUCAGAAACAAAAGGAAGAAAUUCACCUGGAAACUUGCUGCAUUACUGAUAUGAAUGAUGUCGUGACGGAUGGGAUUCACAGACCAAUUAUCUACGGAAUAGGUGUGAAUGUUAAAACGGGUGAGGUUUUCCCAGCUGCGUUUCCACACAAAGGACCUGCCGAGGAUUUGAGGUCAGCACGUAGCUUCACGGGUGGACAGAUAGCUAAUGUGUACGACUCUAGUAAAGAGCAGCUGAAGAUCUGCCCAUGCAGGUGGCCACCUAGCACAGACCUCGCCUUCUGGCUGGAUCAAGAUGACGAAACGAUCUUACAGUACCUGUCUACAUCUCCUUAUGCUGAGCCCCCUCAUUUCGUCCAACACAUCAAGUCUACAAUCCGCUUCCUGCUGGAACACCCGAACACCGGCGCUCUGUUUCCCGGAAACCAGCCACAGCUCUUCCAGCGAUCGGCGCAGGGAGAGUGGCAGAGAGUCUGCCCUUAACUCUGAUCUCUGCCCUUAACAAUCAACAGCACUGUGACCCAACCAAAGGCCUUUGCAAGAAGCCAUGUUACUCUUUCAUGUUAAUCCUUUUCUCUUAGGACGAUCAGUUCAAGGGGUGUUUGGUUGAGACUUGGAUUAACACAAAAGAGAAACUUCUACUCAGAACAUGGGGAUUACUUAAAGUAUGCCUCAGUUCAAGUCUUAGAUAUUGUACAGAACUAAAAUACCCCUUUAUGGACUCGUUUUAUACAGCGUACAGUGAUGGAAAAGUGUAUUAUGUUACUUGAUUUUCUCUGAUCUGUAUCACAAAUAUGCUGGGGCAUGUGAAUGGAGGUAUAUCCUUCUUGAGUUAUGAAGAAAAAGUGCUGCAUAUUCUUCCGAAAUCGUACAGUUUUAACAAAUUCAAUGUGUAAUAUACUGUACAUUCAGAUUGAUAUCACAGUGGUUCUUAAUUGGUUUACAUUUAAAGGAAUCUGCUCUCUCAGAAAAUAAAGUACAUUAUUUUUUUCGCCGUUGGUUUCCAUCAAAUCCUGCGCUCUGAUUGGCUGGCGAGCGGGUCCGUGACCGGGGUCCGGACCCAAGUUAUGGACCCCGGUUACGGACCUCUGGCGACUUGCUCGUUCACAACAACAAACAUAGUAGCAUUUUUUGUCAACAUUUAUUUUCGCAUUUCUCAGAAUAGCAUUAAUUUUACAGCAUGGAUAGCGAUAACGACAGUGUUCACAGCGGAAGCGAGUUUUACUACCCUGAGGAAGAAGAAAUAAAAGAAAACAUUUCAGGAGAAAGCUAAAAACCUAACUUGCUAACGCUGAGCAAAAAACCAUGGCUGAACCCUGAAUGACUCAAUUUUGUAUAAAUAGGGGACUACAUAGGCAGCAAAAUGUAGUUUUUUGUUUUUUGUUUUUUUUUUCCUGCCAUGGAAGUGCACUUGUAUACCGAGGAGAAAGCAAUUUGCAUUACAGCCGUGAUUGAGGAUUCAAAAUGGCGGCUCGGCUCGGUUUUCCCUUUUGGGCACUCUCAUUUUCUGUUUAGAAUUUGGUAAAGAAAAAAAUAUAUUAUUUACCAGCUGAAGGUCGGUCCGUAUGGUGAAAUACCGUGACCUCGGCCUUGAAUACUGACCUCGGCCCAGAGGGCCUCGCUCAGUACUUUCAAGACCUCGGUCACGGUAUUUCACGAUACGGACCUCCCAGCUGGCAAAUAACAUAUAUUUACUGUACCUUUAGGGGUACAGCAGCUUGUCACUGGGGCAGUAACCUCUAAAGUACUUAUUUGUAUCUUUUAUAUACUGUUUUUAGGGAUGUACUGUAUAUGUACCUUUUUGGCCUAUAGUUACCUUGAGGUCCAAUAAUGAGCCUGAGGGGGUACAUUAGUGUAGCUUGUAACGGACUCCUACUGUACCCUUAUUUCUGAUAGUGUGGUGUUUCCUGUUUACAACCUGCCUUCAGACUUCCAGCCUUUUACUGUACUAUUUAUUCUGUAUAAUACAUUGAAACAGUUAGAAAGUUCUCAUAAUUUUAGAUUGAGACUGGGGGGGGAGAUAAUAAUAAAUGAAGACCAAUACUGAACUAUGGUGAUAUUUCAUAACAUUUCCUGCAAAAGGACAUUUGUUAAAGGAAUAGUUUAUCUCCGAAGUGUUUCCUGUUCAAAGGUUGUUUCUUUUCAUUUUGCAGUGGAACUAAAAAGUAUUGGAAACCUAUCUCAUGCUGGGUUUAGUGUGUUAGAUUGACAUGUCCCAAAUUGGGAGUUAGAAAUGUGGCUCUGAACGGGAACAGGUAUGUCAUUGCGUGAAGAUUCCUUUUCUGGAAUUUUCCCACGCACCUUCCGAGACACAGAUGCAACCAGACAAAGUAUGAAGGAAAAUAAAUCAUCUGCAGCGACAAAAAA
Messenger RNA from Neoarius graeffei (lesser salmon catfish), 2923 nucleotides. It is a transcript of the gene ntan1, whose product is annotated as N-terminal asparagine amidase. Gene Ontology annotation, molecular function: protein-N-terminal asparagine amidohydrolase activity. The coding region runs from base 119 to 1039 and encodes 306 amino acids. The transcript is spliced from 10 exons. The record is from RefSeq and is a predicted model, not a curated record. Lineage: Eukaryota; Metazoa; Chordata; Actinopteri; Siluriformes; Ariidae. Gene Ontology annotation, cellular component: nucleus. Gene Ontology annotation, biological process: ubiquitin-dependent protein catabolic process.